GAACUCCAGAGGAAGACCGUCGAGACCCUCAAGGGCACCUGUGUGACCACAGACUGGCAACUUGAAGUUGCGCCCAAGGAGCUGCUCGUUGAGCUGCUUCCCCCGGGAACGAAAGGGGCGGAGUUGACGCUCUGCCUCCACGCCCAGCAGGCAGUGGCAGAGCAGGAGGCGGCCAAGGCAGCGCAACCGGGGACAGAAGCAGUGGCGAGGCAAGUUGCGCGCCUCGGGAGGACUGUCCGCAAGACCAAGGCCGGGGGCCGGGAGCCUUCGAGCCUCUCCACGUCCCCGGAAAAGGACUUCGACGCGUUCGAGUGCCUGCGCUCGUACGGCCUCGGGGUCAAGAGCGACCGCAACUGCAGAUUCGCCGCGCUUCGGGCGCUGGCGGCCUCGGCGCGCAAGGAUGAGUUCGCGGUCCCCGGCGCCUUGAACAAGUUCAGUCCACAGUGGAUGGACGAGCGCUACAGGCCGCAGACUGCGUCAGAUGUGACCCACGCGCAGUGGACGGCCAUGUGGUGGGGCAGGGCGCUGGCGCAGUUGACCUGCCAGGCUCACACGCAGAAAGAGGUCGUGACGGUUGAGACUAUUUUGGGCGCCUUCCUGGACGUGAGCAGGAUUGCACUCGAAGACACCAGGAGGGUGGCGUCCGAUUACGAUGCCACCCUUUGGAGCGAGCUUGCUGACCGCACGCGCAGGAAGGACGCCACGUGCAUCCCGAAGGUGAUGCUAGAGCAGGUUGACGAGAACCGGCGCGCCAGAGCCAACUCAGCGGCCAGGGCUGCCGGCAACGCUCGGUCCCAGACCGGGUUCAAGAGGGGCAGCAAGGGCAGGCCGCAGUACCAGCAGCACUACCAGCAUCACUACCAGCAGCCAGGGCGCCAGCAAG
Molecule: messenger RNA, 883 nt
Organism: Prorocentrum cordatum
Lineage: Eukaryota; Dinophyceae; Prorocentrales; Prorocentraceae
Source: the annotation of a GenBank genome assembly